AUGGGCUCCUGCUUCUCCUCAGAAGCCGGAACCGGAGACUUACAAAACGACAGAUCCGCCCGUCUAAAAACAACCCGGAUAGACAAACAACUCGAAGAAGAUGCGCGGAAACUACGAAAGGAGUGUAAAAUCCUACUCCUCGGAUCCGGGGAAUCAGGAAAGAGCACAAUCGUCAAACAAAUGAAGAUUAUCCACCAAAAUGGGUUCUCGCAGACUGAGCUACUUUUCUAUCGGCCGCAGAUUUAUCGGAAUUUGCUUGAUAGCGCAAGGACGUUGAUUGCUGCGUUACAGGAGAAUGAAUUACUACCCGCACCCCUCCCUCUUGACCUAGCGGAGGCAUCCGCGAAGAUUGAUGGAGCAAUGGUUAACGAAGACUACAAGAGCGUGUUGGACGCGAGCAUCGUGAGGGCGUGCGAGAAGAUAUGGGCGUAUCCCGCGACGAAACGAAUGGUCGAGGAUCCAGCGUUAUUCCACACCUUCUACCUCAUGGAUUCCGCCGAAUACUUCUUCGAGGCAGCAGGCCGGAUAUCGAGCCCCGAUUACUGUCCGACCGAGUCUGAUGUCUUGAGAGCGAGGACUAAAACAACAGGUAUUUUCGAAACGCGAUUUACCUCCGGCAACCUCCAAAUCCACAUGUUCGACGUCGGCGGUCAGCGCUCUGAACGCAAAAAAUGGAUCCACUGCUUCGAAGCGGUGACCUCCAUCAUCUUCUGCGUCGCACUCUCCGAAUACGACCAAGUCCUCCUCGAAGAGAGUGGGCAAAAUAGGAUGGAGGAAAGUUUGGUGUUGUGGGAGAGUGUGGUUAAUUCCAGGUGGUUUGUGAGGACGAGUGUUGUGUUGUUUCUGAAUAAGGUGGAUUUGUUUAAGGGGAAGUUGGGGAGGGUCCCGUUGGGGGAGUAUUUUCCCGAGUAUGAAGGUGGCCCAGAUCCAUCGAAAGCGGCUAAAUUCAUCCUAUACAAGUUUACGAAACUGAAUCGAGCUGGGUUGAAGGUGUAUCCACAUCUUACGCAAGCGACUGAUACGGGGAAUAUUCGGUUGGUGUUCGCGGCGGUUAAGGAGACAAUUUUGCAGAAUGCGUUACAGGAUAGUGGAAUCCUAUAA
This is a messenger RNA of Saitoella complicata NRRL Y-17804, 1101 nucleotides long. Its product is annotated as guanine nucleotide-binding protein alpha-3 subunit. Gene Ontology annotation, molecular function: G-protein beta/gamma-subunit complex binding; GTP binding; G protein-coupled receptor binding. The transcript has 2 exons. The record is from RefSeq and is a predicted model, not a curated record. The coding region runs from base 1 to 1101 and encodes 366 amino acids. Lineage: Eukaryota; Fungi; Ascomycota; Saitoellomycetes; Saitoellales; Saitoellaceae. Gene Ontology annotation, cellular component: heterotrimeric G-protein complex. Gene Ontology annotation, biological process: adenylate cyclase-activating G protein-coupled receptor signaling pathway.